AUGAAGCAAUCCCUAUUUUCUAACAAGUUGUUGAACUACAGAAGUUUAUUUUUAAAUAUAGUAAUUUUUAUUAUUAUUUUAAAUAAAUUUGCUUACUGUGCAGACGAACAUCAUGAAGAUCACGAUCAUGACCAUGAUGAAGUUAAUGAAACUUUAAUUAGCGAAACAUUUUCAACUGAAGAGUCUUGGGCAUAUGGUAUGCUAACAGGUGUAAUGCUUGGAAUUCUUGGAUUUAUCUGCUCUGCUUUUGUUGUUAUCGUAAAAAAAUAUACAAAAAUUUCGUUCGAUCCAUUUUUGAAGGUGCUUAUUGCUUUUGCAGCUGGUGCUUUGAUUGGAGACGCUGUUGUUCAUUUACUUCCUCAUGCAUUUGGUAGUCAUAGUCAUGAAGAAGCAUCUCAUGAUCAUGAGCAUGAACAUGAACAUGAAGAGCAUGCAGAGGGUGAAGGUGUUUCUAUGUAGCUAUUGUCAUUCUUUAUCUGUCUUGGAAUAUUUGUCUUUGCUCUUAUUGAAAGGAUUUUUCACAUGCUAGGAAUAGCUCAUUCCCAUGGCUUAGAAGAUUCACAUAGUCACUCCGAAGGACAUGAAUGUCAUAACCAUAAAUAAAUAAAUGCUAGAGUUUCAAGUGAAUCCAUCAAAUUAACUAGCAACCCUACUUCAACUGAAUAUAAUUUAACUAACAUCGAAAAAGAGAACCUGAAAUAAAAUUCUGACCAAUAAAACUAGGAAAUAUAAUAAGAACCAGAAAAUAAGGAAGUACAAUAAAAUAAAGUUGAAGAAUUAUCAGUUAAAUAGAUAGACUUGACAAUAGGAUGGAAGAAUAAAAAACCUGAAGGAUACAUGAACUUAAUUGCUGAUUUUUUACAUAACAUUAUGGAUGGAAUAGCAUUAGGAGUUUCAUUCACAUCAACAACUAAAUCAAAAGCAGCAAGUACUAUAGUAGCUAUUGUUGCCCAUGAAAUACCUUAAGAAAUGGGUGAUGUUUCUAUUUUGUUGAAUUCGAAUUUUAGUGGACUUUAGGCUAUUUUAUGCAAUGGUAUUAUUAAUUUCUCUGGUCUAAUUGGAAUUAUUAUUGGAAUAUCCGUUGCAAGUCUAAGUGAAAACGCUGAACGCAUAAUGAAUUGCUUUAUAGCUGGUAAUUUCUUGUUUAUAGGAGCAGCAGAAAUGCUACCAAAACUUUCUGAAGAAAAAAAUAACAAGACUGCUUUCUUAUAAUUGUUUGGUUUAUGCGUAGGUUUUGGAGUCAUGUUUUUGAUCACUUUAGCAGAAUCAGAUGAUCAUUCUCAUUGA
Molecule: messenger RNA, 1287 nt
Organism: Tetrahymena thermophila SB210
Lineage: Eukaryota; Ciliophora; Oligohymenophorea; Hymenostomatida; Tetrahymenidae
Product: metal cation transporter, ZIP family protein
Exons: 1
Biological process (GO): intracellular zinc ion homeostasis; zinc ion transmembrane transport
Cellular component (GO): membrane
Molecular function (GO): zinc ion transmembrane transporter activity
Source: RefSeq, a predicted model, not a curated record